Messenger RNA from Mercenaria mercenaria, 2937 nucleotides. RefSeq lists its product as uncharacterized. Gene Ontology annotation, biological process: signal transduction. Gene Ontology annotation, molecular function: GTPase activity; GTP binding; protein binding. The record is from RefSeq and is a predicted model, not a curated record. The transcript has 12 exons. Bases 1 to 2937 code for a protein of 978 amino acids. Lineage: Eukaryota; Metazoa; Mollusca; Bivalvia; Venerida; Veneridae.
AUGGCAACGAUUACAGAUCCAGUACCUACUAGCAAAUCGGAAGAUACAGCUUUACCAGUGAACAACAGCAGUUUUGUCGACAUGUCAAGAUUCAGCUCGUUGGCAAAGUUACUCAGAGUUACAGCUUAUGUACUGCGUUUCACUGAUAACUGUCGAGGCGGGAGGUCCACUGAAAGUCAAGAAACUUUAACUACAGAGGAACUUCACAGGGCAGAGAAUGUGUGCAUACGAAGCUGCCAGAUGUCUAAAUAUCAAGCAGAAGUGAAAGAUAUACAGACCAAGAGAUACAAACUCCCACUAUCUAGACAACUUAAAUUAUUUCCCAACAGUGGAAUUUUGAAGUGCCGUGGACGUAUCCACAAUGCACCACUAGACGAAAUGACCAAGUACCCGUACCUGUUACCAACUAAACAUCCAUUCACCAACUUGAUUAUCAAGUACGCACACUCAAGAUUACUACAUGCCGGCGUUAGUUCAACUACCACGUUCUUAAGACAGAAAUAUUGGAUUCCGUCUAUCCGUCUAAAUGUGAAGGUCAUACUACGUAAAUGUACCUGUUGUAAGAAGAUCGUUGGCAAUUUGAUCCCAGAAGAAAUCUUGAGAAUGGACAAAAGAUCAAUCGAACUAUAUAAGGAAGUUUUGCAAGCGGGACAUGAGUCUGUUCAUAAUAUUCGCGUUAUGGUUGUUGGGCAUUAUGGAGUUGGAAAGACAACUCUGACAAAACGUUUGUUUAAAGAAGAUAUAAACAUAAACAAACAAGAGAGCACAAACGGAAUUGACGUGCAUAUUAGAAAAUGCAAAGUGUCCCUCGAAAAUGGCGAUUGGAAAAUGCUUGAUACAGGUCAGAAGACUAUACAUAAUCGUUUGGUAAAACUGUUGACCAAGAAAAUUCUCGACAAGGAAAACCCGGAAGAGGAAGCUGUACCUAUUUCAACUGAAGUAAAGUGUACGGGUAGCGAUAAUACCAUCCAUCAAGGUCAGAAGCGUACACAUUAUCGUAAAGUUCUGGAGACAGACAGUUGGGACGCUCCAAACGUCUCUAAAAUACCUACUAGUUCUACACUGGACCCGACAGAAGAUUAUUUUCGAAAUCAGCUUUUGGAUUUGAUAAAGGAACAGUCGCUGCUAUCAGACGACAGAGACGCAACUACGGCAGAUCUCUCGGUGUGGGACUUUGCAGGACAGUAUGCGUUUUAUGCAACACAUCAGGUGUUUUUGUCCAGACGCGCUGUGUACUUGCUGGUCACUGAUAUGUCCAAACACAUGGAGGAUAUAGUUCAGGAUGACGACUGUUUCCCGGAUAGUGACGGCGCGAAAAACUGGAGAAUAUCAGAAUUCGUAGAACUUUGGUUAAAGUCCAUACACGAAUUUUGUAGUUCUUCAGAUGAUCAGGGGCCACCAGUCUUGCUUGUCGGUACAUUUGCUGACAAACUAAAUCAGGAAAAGAGAGAAGAUAUGAUCGAUGAAUUCUUCUACACACUGAGAAAAUCACUUGUAGAUAAAGCCACAAACUGUCAUCUCACGGACGAAGAUUUUGCCAUAGACAAUUCUAUUGUUGAUGGAAAUAUUGAAAAGCUGCGACAGCAUAUUUUUAAAGUGGCUUCAAGGCAAAGUUACUGGGGAGAACUUAUUCCGGCAAGAUGGGUAACUCUUGAGAACAGUAUUGACAAUUUAAAAGACAAGGGUGAAAAGGUUCUUCGAAAAUCUGAAUUCCUCGAUCUGAACAACCGUUUACCUGUGCCAUUAGAAACAGAGGAGGAACUAGAAUUGUUUUUGAGAUUUCAUCAUGAGACUGGAAAUAUUCUGUACUACAGAGAAGAAAAACUAAACGACACCAUUGUCCUUGAUCCUCAGUGGUUGAUAGAUGCUUUUAAAAGCUUGAUCACUGCCAGGAUGUUCUGUUGUAGAAAGCCGACAAUAUUGAAGAAAUGGAUCGAAUUUGACCAGUCAGCCAUCUUAACCCACGGACUUAUUGAUGCAGUUUGGAGUAAAGAGGAUAACUCGAUAUUUCAUGAGCACAAAGACUUGUUGCUGAACUACCUUGACAGGCUAGGAUUAAUUGCAAAACCCCACGAAGAGUCUGUGACAGAUUACUACUUUGCUCCAUGCGUUCUUAAAACAUGCCCAACAGCGGAUCUACUUUCAUGCCUUGAUUGUGAAAAUCAGAAACCAACAAGUAAAUUGUGUUUCACGACGACAUCUGGAUUCCUACCCACAGCUGUCUUUAACAAACUUCUGGCGGCCUUCAUCAGUAAAUGGACUCUGUCAAAAAUAAACGGAAAGCGCCUGAUAUUCUGUGGGUUCGGUGUAUUUGAUCUUGAAAAUAAUCAUUCACUAUAUGCGCAUUUCUUUGACAAUGUUAUACAGAUAUGGAUAACAAAACUAAGCAUAAUAGAUGAGCCAAGCACUGAUUUAUGUUCCGAAGUAAAAGCCUUUGUUACGGAGUUUAUCCAGGAUAAAUAUAGAUGUUCAAGUGAUAUAAAAACAUUUCUGAGAUGUAAGUAUGCCGAAGUUCGCUCCAGUGAGAAUGGAUUUGGACUAGAUGAGAUUUUUGACAAGGAAGAGGUUGUAUGUAAAUGCAGAGCAUCGCAACACGUAUUACGGACAGAAGAGCUUACGAAAUACUGGUUUUUUGACGUAUCACCUGAUAUGCACUUGGACAAUGCUCGUGAGCUGAACGAAAAGGAGCUGAGUACCAUUGCACAAGCUAUUGGAGACGGAUGGCAGCUUUUAGGGUCUGAGCUUGGACUGACUGCAGUAGAAAUGGAGCACAUAUCUGCAGAUAACAAGAAAGUUGUCAUGCAAGUUUACCAAAUGUUGUUGAAAUGGCGUUCCAAAAAUGAAAACGAAGCCACAGUGGGUCGCCUUCAUAAAGCAAUGAAGCGCUGCAGAAAAGUUACAUUUGACUGGGCAGUUAUUGAAUCAGUAUUGGCCUAA